Messenger RNA from Silurus meridionalis, 1280 nucleotides. It is a transcript of the gene rab31, whose product is annotated as RAB31, member RAS oncogene family. The record is from RefSeq and is a predicted model, not a curated record. Gene Ontology annotation, molecular function: GTPase activity; GTP binding. The transcript has 7 exons. The coding region runs from base 173 to 757 and encodes 194 amino acids. Lineage: Eukaryota; Metazoa; Chordata; Actinopteri; Siluriformes; Siluridae.
UUGCGGCAGGAGCUGGUCAGCGCAGGCCGGGGCUGCGGUGUGGGGAGAGAAAGUCGCUGGAAGUACAGCGGGAAAGAGUGAGGGAGAAAAAGCGUACAGAAAAAGAAAGACAACAAGAAAGCGAGAAAGCGACGGGGAAGAAUGUGUGAGAUGUUGUAGGGGCUGUUUUGAAAUGGCCAUCAGGGAGCUGAAAGUGUGUCUUUUGGGGGACACAGGAGUUGGGAAAUCAAGUAUUGUUUGCAGAUUUGUCCAGGAUCACUUUGACCACAACAUAAGCCCAACUAUUGGUGCGUCGUUUUUAACCAAGACGGUUCCCUGCGGCAAUGAGCUUCACAAGUUCCUGAUCUGGGACACGGCAGGGCAGGAGAGGUUUCACUCUCUGGCCCCGAUGUACUACAGAGGGUCUGCUGCUGCCGUUAUUGUGUAUGACAUCACCAAACUGGACUCGUUCCAGACCUUGAAAAAGUGGGUGAAGGAGCUAAAGGAGCAUGGCCCAGAGGAUAUUGUAGUGGCAAUUGCAGGAAAUAAGAAUGAUCUGGGUGAUAUACGGGAAGUUCCCACAAAAGAUGCCAAGGAGUUUGCAGAGUCGAUCGCAGCCAUAUUCAUCGAAACCAGUGCCAGAAAUGCUGUCAACGUUGAGGAACUCUUUCAAAGUAUUAGUCGGCAGAUCCCCCCACUAGAGAACACGGACGUGGACAGCAACGAGUCGUUCAAGAUCACACGCCAGCCACCUCCAUCAGCUAGACGCUGCUGUUAGAGGAGUGAAAAAAUUGUCUUGCUCUCUUCGUCAUAGCUGGAUAUUUAAUUUAGCUUUAUACCCAUCCUAACCUGUAACCUAAAGUUAGCUUGACUUUAGUACUGAUGUAAAAAGAGUUUAGAUUCCGCAGUUUGAAGCAUACAGUAGGUUUCUUCAAUACAGUAUUGUUUACAAAUAUGCACAAUGCCGACUGAACAAUAUUUCCAGUGUUCACUGUGAAGACAGUGGAGCAGAGUUAGCUGGCUAAUUCUGUAAAAAUAACUUCAUAAGGAGCAGAGCCGUAGAUCUAAACACAUUUGUGUCCGACUCGUGCUCCAACUCCACAAUCCUGCACUUCUUAGGACUCAAAAAAAGCACAAAGGCCGGAUCGCGUUGUCGUAAAAUAGUAAGCGUCUUCGUUUAAUGCCGGUCCAGCAUCAGCCUGCCAUAUCCAGAUGUUCAAAUUUUAUACGGACAAGAAUGACAAACAAACCCCAAAAGUAUGAGACGUUCUCAGAGGAUUUUUAAACUUAAUAGAAAAGCA